AUGGCACCUUCUCGGGUGGCAGGAGGUUUAGCCCAAUCAUCGUCGAGUUCUGGAAUUUUCUUUCAAGGAGAGGGACAGUCACAUAAUUUAGUUAACUCUCACUUGAGCUCGUCUUUAGUUAACUCGUCUAACACUGUACCUGGAACCGGUCAUUCCAAUCUCGGCCCAGUUCCCGGGGAUAUGAACAAUGCAAUUUUGAACAGUGUUGCAAACUCAGCACCAAGUGUUGGAGCUAGUUCUUUAGUCACGGAUGCGAAUUCUGCACUCUCUGGUGACCGCCAUAUGCAAAGAAGUGCAAGCAUUAAUGGAGACUCGUAUUUAAGAUUACCUGCUUCACCAUUGUCAUUCACAUCGAAUAAUAUUAGUAUUUCUGGGUCACCUGCAAUGGAUGGUUCCUCAGUAGUACAGCAGAAUUCUCAUCAAGAUCAGAAUGCUCAACAAUUGCAGCAGAAUCAACAGAAGCUGCAGGGUGCUUCAAGUUCUAUGCAUUUACCUGCUUCUCAAACUGGAUCGUCUUCGCAUCAAAUGGGUGCCCAAGUUGCAGGAUCUUUCAUUCAAGAUCCAAAUAGUAUAUCCCACUUGCUGAAAAAGCGUAGGCUGGAUAUCAAACCAGAUGAUAUAAUGCAACAACAGGUAAUACAGCAGCUUCUUCAGAGACAAGACCCCACACAGUUCCAAGGCCGUAAUCCACAGUUACAGGCUAUGUUUCAGCAACAGCAUAGGCUUAAGCAACAACAAAUCUUCCAGUCAUUGCCCCAGGCCCAGCGGAUGCAAUUGAUACAACAACAGCAGCAACAGCAACAACAGCAGCAGCAGCAAAUGCAGAGGCAGCAAAUACAACAGCAAAUGAUGCAGCCCUCGGCUGGUGUGAAGCGUCCAUAUGAUGGUGGUGUUGGAGGCGUAUGUGCCCGUCGAUUGAUGCAGUAUCUCUAUCAUCAAAGACAGCGACCAAGUGAUAAUAGUAUUGCAUAUUGGAGAAAAUUUGUGGCUGAAUAUUACUCUCCUCGUGCAAAGCAACGCUGGUGCUUGGCAUUGUAUAGUAAUGCUGGACACCAUACAGCUGGUGUUUUACCGCAAGCAACUACACAUGCUUGGCACUGUGACAUAUGUGGAGCUAAAUCUGGAAGAAGGGGAUUUGAGGCAACUUUUGAUAUACUACCCAGACUUAAUGUUGUAAAAUUUGACGGUGGUGUGAUCGAUGAACUGUUGUUUCUGGACUUGCCACGGGAAAUAAGAUUUGCGUCUGGUUUGAUGAUGUUAGAAUAUACAAAAGCAGUUCAAGAGUGUGUGUACGAGCAACUUCGUGUUGUUCGUGAAGGUCAACUUCGUAUCGUAUUUACUCAAGACCUAAAGAUAUUUUCUUGGGAUUUCUGUGUAAGGCGCCAUGAAGAACUUCUUCCUCGAAAGUUAGUCGCCCCACAGGUCAACCAAUUAGUUCAGGUAGCUCAAAAAUGCCAAAGUACAAUUUCUGAAAGUGGGUCAGACGGGGUUUCUCAGCAUGACUUGCAAUCAAACAGCAACAUGGUUCUAACUGCUGGCCGUCAGCUUGCAAAGAGUUUGGAGCUACAAUCACUAAAUGACUUAGGCUUUUCAAAAAGAUUUGUGAGAACAUUGCAGAUUUCUGAGGUUUGCAAUAACAUGAAAGAUCUAAUUGAUAUCAGUUCUGAUCAAGAUAUUGGAGCAAUUGAGAGUUUAAAAAAUUAUUCUCAAUUUUCAAGUGCGUCAAAGCACCAAAUGCAAAAGAUGCAGGAGUUGGAACAGGCAGCAAAUGUUCAAGGUCUCCCAUCUGAUCGAAAUACACUUAAUAAGCUGAUGGCAUUGAAUCCUGGAUCAAACAAUCAUAUAACCAAUAAUCACAAUAUGGGUAAUCGGGGUGCUUUGUCUGGGCCAUCACAAGCUGCUUUGUCGAUGUCCAGUUAUCAGAAUAUUCUCAUGAGGCAAAACUCAAUGAAUUCAAGUCCUAGCUCACUUCAUCGAGAAGGCUCACCUUUCAAUAACCCGAACCAAAGUCCCUCGACAGCUUCUUUGCAAGGUGCUGCUGCUGCUGCUAUAAUCCCCGGCUCCAUGCAGAAUUCACCUCACAACAGUAGUGGUGGUUUCUCAAAUCAACAUAUAUCCGCACAACAGCGGCAGCAGCAGCAGCAACAACAACACCUUCAACAACGCUCGUUAAGUGCGAAUAACUUACCUCAACAAAAUCACUCACAAGGACCUCAAGGAAAUCAAUCACUGCAACAUCAGAUGAUCCAGCAACUACUGCAAGAUAUGUCAAAUAACACCGGUGGGGGAGUGCAACAACAAUCUCAUAGUGGACCCAAUGGGAAUAAUAUGGCAAAAAAUAAUUUGGGUUUUGCGGGUCAAACUCCACCCACAACCGGAGGAGGCGGCGGCUCUGCCAGCGGUCCAGCAAAUAAUGGACCUGUUUCAAGGAGCAAUAGCUUCAAAGCAGCGUCAAAUAGUGAUUCUUCUGCAGCAGCUGGUGGCGGAAGCAACACUGGUUUCAACCAGAGGUCAUCUGACAUGCCGACGCAGAAUCUUGCAUUGCAAGACAUGGCUUCGGAUUUCGCCAAUGAUUUUGCCGAUAACCCCUUCUUUAACAGUGAUCUAGAUGAUAACAUGGGUUUUAACUGGAAGACAUGA
This is a messenger RNA of Lathyrus sativus (Indian pea), 2640 nucleotides long. The record is from the annotation of a GenBank genome assembly. NCBI's taxonomy places the organism in Eukaryota, Viridiplantae, Streptophyta, Magnoliopsida, Fabales, Fabaceae.